Paramuricea clavata is the source of this 4146-nucleotide messenger RNA. The record is from the annotation of a GenBank genome assembly. NCBI's taxonomy places the organism in Eukaryota, Metazoa, Cnidaria, Anthozoa, Malacalcyonacea, Plexauridae.
AUGUCGCGACAGCAGCGAUCGAAAUUAAAAUGGACAGAGCAAAUGAAUACAGAUCUGCUAGAAUGUAAGAAGAAAGCGAUGGAAUUCCUUAAAUCGGAAAACCCGCCAUGCCAUGUGAACGGCAGAAAGAAAGGCUAUAUACGAGUUAUGAACGAUCUGUGGGACAAGAAAGGAUACGAACAUCUUGGAUUGAAGAGCCAAAACCUGCGAGAUCAAGCCGCUAGGCUUGAGAAAAUUAACGCUACAGCUGAGACUCGUCCUAUCGGUAAGGUAAGCGGCGGAGCGGUUAUCGAUGACGAAAGAGAGCAGACAUUAGACGAAAACCAGAGAAGGCACAACACGAUUUCACAACAUGAAUUUAGCAAUUUUGAAAAUCAAAACACCAUUAGUCAAAAUGCAAAUUUGGAGGUAAACAGCAAUCUGGAUUUGCAUACAGACAAUGAUAUUGUCCAAAAUAGUCACGAACGGCAAGAAACCGAAGCUGUAGAGAGCUUUGAAGUGGCCAAUGACUGUCCUGGUGAACCACACGCCGGCAUACAUGAAGCAGGACGUUUACCCGACUAUGUUGCUGUUGAUAUACCAUCGAUUACCAUCUGGGGACGCAGAGCGGACGGCUCAAUAAUUACGGUCAACUCGUCAACCAUAGUUAAUGCAUACGAUGAAAUUACGCGAUGGCGUAAAAAUACCUUUCUCGUCCCGUAUGGCAAAGUUGGGCGAGACUUUAUCGACCAGCUAACACAACAUAUAAACGAUUGGAACAACGCAUCGCAAACACAACACAUAGCGCUGAAAGCUGCAAUUGUUCUCUUGGCAACGGCACUGCAAAAGCCAAGCGUAAAAUCGAAGGCAAAAGAUCACAAAGAGUGCUUGGAAAAACGACUAACGCUAUGGAAAGAGGGAGAAGUCGAGAGCUUACUUCGUGAAGGCCGGUCCAUUCAAAAGCGUCUAGCAAAGGCUAAAAGGACGGAGCCUCCAAAUAAAGCGAAGAUAUUUGCCAAGUUGGUCAUGGAAGGUCAGAUCAAUUCUGCUUUGAGAUAUCUCAGUGAGGCUGAUUGUGAUGGAGUGUUGCCUUUGACUGACGACGUGAUGAGACAGCUUCAGGAGAAACACCCUGAGGCACAAGAGGCCAAACUUGGCUCGUUACUCUUCGGGCCAUUUGAGGAAGUGCACGAUUCGUUAUAUCAGCAGAUCGAUGGCGAAAUGAUACGCGAGACAGCAUUGCGAACCAAGGGCUCCGGCGGCCCUUCAGGAGUGGAUGCAAAUGGAUUCAAGCGUAUUUUCGCAUGUAAAUCGUUUAAGAAAUCAGGCGUGAACUUGUGUGAGGCAGUAGCAACAAUGACCCGGCGGCUAUGUACGGAAUACAUUGACCCGAGAACUAUCGAGCCUAUAUUAGCCAACAGGCUUAUACCUCUUGACAAAGGCGAGGGUGCGGUUCGUCCAAUUGGCGUCGGGGAAGUUAUCAGGAGGAUUGUCGGGAAAUGUGUUAUGAAAGUGAUUAAGCCCGACGUGAUUGAUGCCAGUGGCUCGCUACAGGUGUGCGCAGGUCUUAAGAGCGGAAGUGAGGCAGCUAUUCAUGCGAUGCACUCCAUAUUUGAAGCAGACGAGACAGAUGCCGUACUUCUGAUUGAUGCCUCAAACGCAUUCAACGCACUCAAUCGAGCGGCUGCACUCCACAACAUAACAGUUCUGUGUCCAUCUAUGUCAACUUACGCAAUUAACACCUAUCGCGAACCAGCUAGACUAUUUAUAUCUGGUGGAGGAGAGAUCAAGUCCACCGAGGGUACCACACAAGGGGAUCCCCUGGCCAUGGGGAUGUAUGCCAUCAGUCUUCAACCCCUGAUCACCGGAUUGAAUGUGUCAAGCAAUGUUAAGCAAUGUUGGUUUGCUGACGACGCAAGUGGCGCGGGAUUUCUGGAAGAUAUCAAGCGAUGGUGGGAACACCUGAAUGAAGCUGGCCCUAAUUUGGGAUACUUUCCAAAUGCUAAGAAAUGCUGGCUGAUCAUAAAGCCUGGAAAAGAAGAAAGUGCUCAUGCUAUUUUUGAUGGGACAGCGAUCAAUAUCUCUGCACAGGGGCAAAAGCAUUUGGGCGCAGCCUUGGGUUCUAUGGCUUUCCUGGAAGAAUACGUCAACGGCAAGGUAGAGGACUGGGUUAGCCAAAUCGUCAAGCUAGCUGAAUUCGCAGCGUCACACCCACAAGCCUGCUAUGCCGCCUUCACCUUUGGCCUCCGCCAUCGAUGGACGUAUUUUCUUAGAACACUUCCAGAUAUAGAAGAUUUACUGGAGCCCUUGGAGCGUGCUAUUGCUGAUGUCCUGAUGCCAUCAAUUACGGAUCAUCACUGUACUAAGAGUGAAAGGGAUCUCCUGGCACUCCCAGUACGAAUGGGCGGUCUUGGCCUUGUAAAUCCUAGACAGGAUGCAGCACUGCAGUACGAAACGUCGAUAAAGACCACAGCGCCGCUGGUAGAGAAAAUUAUCGCACAAGCCUACGAAAUUCCAGAUGACUCUGUUAUUCACACACUGCAGCAGAAUGCGCGAAAUGAAAAGAACGAAGUACUUCAGGCUAAACGGGAUGGUAUUAAGAACUCUCUACCCCCGAAAACACGGCGUGCUAUGGAACUAGCAACUGAAAAAGGUGCAUCCAACUGGCUAACAGUUAUCCCCAUUAAGGAAAUGAACUACAAUCUGAACAAGGGUGAGUUUCGAGACGCAGUAAAGCUGAGAUAUGAGUGGAAAAUUGCUGAUAAGCCAUCAGUAUGCGUGUGUGGCGAUACUUUCAAUAUUGAUCACGCAAUGAUCUGCAAGCGAGGUGGAUUCAUGAUACAGCGCCACAACGAGCUGCGAGAUCUUGAGGCUGAUAUGCUUAACAUCGUCUGUAAUGAUGUCGAGGUUGAACCCGUUCUUCAAGAGUUAACGGGCGAGGUUUUACCAAGAGGAGCAAAUACAGCAUCCGACGCUCGCCUAGAUAUCCACGCUCGAGGGUUUUGGGAGAAACAAAGGUCCGCGUUCUUUGACGUUAGGGUUUGUCACCCCAACGCGGAAUCCUACAAAGACCUGAGCCCUCAACAGAUAUACAGGCAACAUGGAAACGAGAAGAAGAGGAUGUAUGCCCAAAUAGUGAUGGAGAUAGAACACGGAACGUUUACACCACUAGUAUUUACAACGACUGGAGGUAUGAGUGAAGAGUGUAAGAGAUAUCAUAGCAGAUUGGCCGAGCUCAUAGCAGCGAAGAAAGGCGAAGACUACUCUACGACCAUGUCCUGGAUACGAGCCAAGGUCUCCUUUGCCAUCUUGCGGUCAGCUCUACUUUGUCUUAGAGGGACUAGAGCACCCAGGAGGAUAACUACGAACGUUCAAGAAACGGACUUCGAAGUAGACAAUUGGUCUGCCUUGAACAGGCCUUAAAGGCCUAGCUGCCUUUAACCAGUUGAUUAGUUUCUCAACUUUAUAUUGAGUUUGAAUAUGUAAUUGGAAAUUUUAAUAUUUAUCCUAGGGAAGCUUGUAAUUAUUUUAUAAUUGUUAAAUUGUAUAUGUAAUAAAUUAUUAUGCAUAGUCCAACAUUAUUAUUAUGAACAUUAUUAUUAUGAACAUUAUUAUUAUGAACAUUAUUAUUAUGAACAUUAUUAUGAACAUUAUUAUGAACAUUAUUAUGAACAUUAUUAUGAACAUUAUUAUAAACAUUAUUAUGAACAUUAUUAUUUUACUAAUAGAGUCCAUGUUUUUAAUUAUUAUUAUUAUUAUUAUUAUUAUUAUUAUUAUUAUUAUUAUUAUUAUUAUUAUUAUUAUUAUUAUUAUUAUUAUUAUUAUUAUUAUAUUUGGGAAAUGGAUCAUUUUGUAAUUAAAAGUGACAUUUUUGGGGGAUUUUUCAAUUCUAAAACUAUCCUUAAAAUUAUUGUGUUACCAUGACAACUACUUUCAAUACUUCUUAUUCAGAAAACAUAAUGGUUUUGUCAGUAAGGCGAGGUUUUCUGCAUGCAUGUAUUUUCUAGUACAUGAAGUAUAUAUAUCUAUAGUGAUUAUAAAAUGAAACACGAAACUUUAUUACAUGCAAAGGUAAAGGCACGUGCAAUGUCGUUUUCAAUACAACCCGGAUUAGAUGCGAUGGUUGUUUUCGAGGAAGUUAUCAAAAAAUUAAAUCCUAUAUCGUAA